Messenger RNA from Aaosphaeria arxii CBS 175.79, 3357 nucleotides. RefSeq lists its product as uncharacterized. Gene Ontology annotation, biological process: DNA-templated transcription; regulation of DNA-templated transcription. The transcript has 4 exons. Bases 470 to 3031 code for a protein of 853 amino acids. NCBI's taxonomy places the organism in Eukaryota, Fungi, Ascomycota, Dothideomycetes, Pleosporales. The record is from RefSeq and is a predicted model, not a curated record. Gene Ontology annotation, molecular function: DNA-binding transcription factor activity, RNA polymerase II-specific; zinc ion binding; DNA binding.
UCAUCCUUCAGCCUGCCUGCUUCACUAUACACAGACAUAUGUCGUACUCUUGAGCAAGUUAUAUAGGAUUCUACAGUCCCCCACAGGCCAGCGAUAAAGCUCUCCAUGAAACAGCUCUAACCACAAACAUGCUUCGACGCUAAUUCUCGCACUUUCAAAAUCAGCACUACUCCCUCGCCUUACAUCAGCUUCGGUCUUUUCGGACGAACAUCCGGACGAAGCCUGUCCAGCACAUUCUACAGUCUCUCUCUGCUCUCACACAGCCACCCAUAAUUUGCAUUUCCAAUUCCAUUGAUACCUGAGCUUCGAUCUCUCUUUCAUUGUCUUUUCUGAUCGAGUGACGUUGUGGGUGGUUUUUCUAUUUUUCCAAUUAUCUGAUCCUGAGGUUCCACCUCGGUUGCCUCAAAGGCUAUACAUAUCCAUUCGCCUCAUACUGGACGGACGAAAUUGACUUGGCCAGCAAUUCAAGAUGCCCAAGGAAGAAUCCGCUGCCGUCCGCAAGAAGAUGCGCAAGGGGACGCAUAGUUGCUUCGAAUGUCGUCGGCGCAAAAUUCGAUGCAUUUUCCCUCCAGAUAACCCUGAAGUCUGUUCAGAAUGCUUUGCUCGAGGAUCACGAUGUAUCGACCAAGAAAAUGCCAACCCUGACGUCGUCGUGGAUCACAGAAAGAACCUUCGCGAGAGGGUGUCACGUCUAGAGGCCCUCGUCGACUCUCUGCUCGAGGACAAGACCGAGAAGAGCAUACCGGACACCAGCUCUUCCAAGACCCCUAAUCUCACUCACAAGGACACAUUCCCGCCGACUCCUCUAUCAUCGGAAGCAUCAUCAUCAUUCUUUCAACAGCAGCAGCAACAUCAAAGCCAGAGGGCAGUAUCCGAGCGCGGCAAUCAUGUUCCCAUACUGUCUGCCUUUGAAGAUGCUCUCAAUGAUGCCGAGGAGCAAAUGAAAGCACGUAUGGAUCCAGCUGCGCGCAAGGAGUCUUAUCCAGGCAUUGGCAUCACCACAGAACAUCGAUAUACCGUGACCUGCAAGAAUGAGUCCGACUUGUCAGCCGAGAACUCAGCACCGUACAACGCCAAGAAGGAGCGUGCUAAGCAAGCUCUCAUGGCAGCACUUCCACCUUUCGAUAAGCUCAACAAGGUCUUGAACAGCAAUAGCGAAUGGUGGACGACUUGGAGGCGCAAGUGCAGUGGCACCUCGAGCGCCGAACAGACCCUCCCCCAGUUUGCCUCGCAAGCCUUGGCCGAGGGAAACAUUGGCGCCAUCGGUACUGUCGUUCUCUCUGUCGCUAUAUGUAUGGCCGACGAUGGCGGCGACAUUGAUCCGUAUAUCGAGGCUAUUGAUCGAUGGGUCUUAUCUGACGACGAAUACGCGGCUACGCUGGAGGGAAUGGAAUGCUUGAUUUUGAAGGCUAAGUGGUAUGCGGAUGUUGGCCAGCCUCGUCGAGCGUGGCUAGCAUAUCGCAAAGGAAUAGGUUACGCUCAGCUUAUGGGCCUCCAUCGGAAACGGACAAAUUCCGCAGCGCACGAGAGUAUCUGGUGGUCUCUAUAUCACGGCGACCGCUUCAUUUCGUUACUCCUCGGCCUACCGUAUGGAAUUUGCGACUCCCACUGUGAUCUCAGCUUGCCAGAUAUGGGCGGAGAAUACAUGGCGCCUCUCAUAUUCAUAAACAGGAUAUCCCAGAUCGCCGGCAAAGUUAUCGACCGGAAUCAAGGCAUUGCUGAGCAGUCCUUCGCCUGGGCAUUGCAACUUGACCAAGAACUCGAAGACUUGUGGAAACAACUCGACCCCAACUGGAUCGAUUACUCAAGCCUUCUCAUAGACGUAGAAUCCAACGCCGCAGAACUACGCGAGCGCCUGAUGGCGCAAAUGGUCUUCCACCAGAUCAGAGUUUACCUCCAUCUGCCCUUUAUGCUGAAGUCCCAGGCAAAUAGUCGAUUCACAUACAGCCGAAACGCCUGUCUCAACGGCUCUCGCGAAGUGCUUCGAAGCUACCAGGCCUCCCGCACGGGCGAGGUGCAGCCACUGUACGAAUGCAAGGCAGUCGACUUCAUCGGCUUCACCUCCGCCGUCCUCAUCAUGCUCGGGCUCUUCAACUUCGGCGCCAACGGCAUCGUCUCUCCAAAGGACCACGAAUCCGACGUCCGCCUGAUCGAAAUGAGCAUCGAUAUCUUCCGCCGCGCGUCGUCGGAGAAGGGCGGAAAGGUCGCCCUGCAAUCAGCGGAAGUGCUGGAAAAGAUGCUCAUGAAAUUGAAGAUCGACAGCGGUAAGGCCGAGGGGGGACCGAACGACGAAUGCUGCCCCAUGUCCGAGUUCGUCAUCCCCUACUUCGGCACGAUAUCCAUUAAACGCGGCGGAAUGGCGAACCCGGGACCUCCGCCGCCCUGCAACAUCAACACCACCACCCCCAACGCACGGAAGUCCUUCUCCUCUUCAACGGCGACCGCCGCCAGCAAGCAGCAGCGAAUGGGCACCGCACGCACCGUAUCCGCCUCAUCCACCGCGACAAGCCCCUCGCAAUUCACGCCACUCUCCGCGCACUCGUCCACCGACUUCUUCAACAACCCGCUCUCCAAGACCACCACCACCACCACCACCGCCGGCAAACCCACCCCGGCCUCCGACACCACCUCCAUAAACUUCAACAACAACCCCACCGGCAACAACAACGACCCCUUCAUCUCCUACGACGGCUUCUACAACUUCCCCACCACCGCCGACCCCACGCCUGCCCUCUCCUCCACCGCAUCCCAAUCCGCCGACGGCCCCACCCUAGGCUCCCAGAUCAACGACGACAGCAUGAACAACUUCCCGCUCCCCACCAACAACUUCAGCUGGCAGAACAUGCCCAUGGACAUCGACCAGGACUGGAGCUGGUUCCUCAACGACGCGGCGUCGCCCGCCGCUGGGAACACGCACCUCAACGGCGGUAGUGGGGCGGCGGCGGGGAUGGGACAGCAGCACCAGCACCAGCAACAGCAGCAGAUGAAUGAGCUGUUUGGCGUUAAUCCGUCCUUCCUUGGCUUUGGAUGAUUGGGUUGGGUUGGGCUUUUGAAGGAAGGGGGAGGGGGAGAGAAUUGGGGAGCACAGAUUCUCUCCUCGUGUACUUUUAUAUUAUACCACACCAUCGUUAGAUAUUUAUCUACAUGCCAUGCCAUCCACGAGCACCGGGGGUACGGUCGGAUCGCCUUUCCUUUUCUCAAGGCAAGAACAGCGGCAAGGGUGGCGUUUUUUUUCCCUUUCAUUUUGGGAGGGUUGUUGGUGGACGGGUGGACGGACGGGUGAACUGGGGGGAGGGGAGGUUUUGAAAUCGUUGAUUGUGAUAUCCCAAAUGGCUUUUAUAUAUUGUUAUUUUUUUU